AUGGAGCCGAGGAGCAAGAGAGUCAUCUUUAGCGGCAUUCAGCCAACUGGAGUGAGUUUGAGUGGAGACCAUAGCAUAGCGCACCGCAGCGCAGCGCAGCGCAGCGCUUCCCUAAGCGGAAUACAUAGAGGAGACACGUCUGACCAUCCUUGACACCUCUGCGCAGGUACCUCACGUGAGUCGCAUCAUCCUAUCCCCUCUGUCUAACUCAACCACUCACGACUGCCGCUCAAUGAACGCGCACGUGCUACACCGACAUGGCAUGCCCUCGCAAUCACUCAGCUGGGCAACUACCUCGGCGCGCUACAAAACUGGGUAAAGCUGCAAGAUUCGCAGAGGGCACAAGACGAAAUGUACCUGUCCAUCGUAGGGCUGCACGCCCUUACAGUCCCUCAAAACGCUGCUCGUCUUCGACAAGAAAAGUGGGACAUGCUGGCUGCUAUCCUCGCCAUAGGCAUACAUCCUGACAAGACCGUCGUCUUUUUCCAAGAAGAUGUGAGUGGGCGGGGCGCCACUGGAGGAGUCGGGGGUGGCAUUCGAGGAAAAGCGCGGGUGCUGAGAGCGUGCGUGCGCAAUGCACCCGCCCGCCAUUCGCGCAGAUGCCGCAACAUCUCGAAUUGGCCUGGAUAUUGGCGUGCUGCACAUCCAUGGGAAAGUUGAAUAGGAUGACCACAUGGAAGGUGAGCUGGGUCGAUCGCCGCGUGUGCUCUCUUACGAUUUUAUUUUGGCGUUGCUGAGGCGGGGUGGGGCUGCUGUUUCGGUGCAGGGCAAAUUGGCUGCUCUUCAGAGUGCUUCAGAAAGUGGAGAGGCGAGCAUGCCUGCCAGCGACGCUUCUGCCCUCAACUUGGGACUCUUCUCUUAUCCCGUCUUGCAAGCUGCCGAUAUCUUGCUGUACAAGUGAGUGGGCACGCGCUCAAAUGACGUUGCGGAUGUGUUGCCAUGCGCAAAGAAACUCACCCGCACCGCACCGCACCGCACCGCACCGCACACGUUCACAGAGCGACGCACGUGCCGGUGGGAGAGGAUCAGGUGCAGCAUUUGGAGCUGGCCAGAGAUCUAGCGGAAACGUUCAAUAGGCAACAUGCGAAUGGACAGAGGUAUUUUGCGCCACCAGCACAUCUCAUCAGUGAGUCGGUACGAGCAAAGUCUUGUCUUGUUGUGCCAUCGACUCGUGCAUCUGCUCAUUCCAUCGUCACGCCACGCCACCCACCCGCAUCGUGACGCACCAGCACCGACGAAGCGCGUCUUGUCGCUUCGAGACGCGACGCAGAAAAUGUCCAAAUCAUCGACGGAUCUCAAUUCGCGCAUCUUGCUGACGGACGAGGCAGAGGCGAUUCGCAAGAAGUUAAAGGGAGCAGUGACGGAUUCUGAGCGACGCAUCGCAUUUGAUCCGCAUGCUCGACGAGGCGUUUCCAAUCUUUUGCGCAUCUGUGCGGCAUUGGAUGAGAGCAGGGAUGCGCAUGGCUGGGCUGAAUGGGUGAAUGAGAGAGGAGGGGGGAGCGGAGUGUUGAAGAGGGUGACGGGAGAUGUGGUGCUGGCAAAGAUGGAGGGGGUGCAAAGGGAAAUGAAGAGGAUAAAGGGGGACAAGACUUACUUGGAGAAGGUGGCUAGGCAUGGAGCUGCUAGAGCAAGAGAGAGGGCGGAGAGGACGAUGAGGGAGGUGAGAGAGAUGAUUGGCUUUUAG
Ceraceosorus bombacis is the source of this 1684-nucleotide messenger RNA. The record is from the annotation of a GenBank genome assembly. NCBI's taxonomy places the organism in Eukaryota, Fungi, Basidiomycota, Exobasidiomycetes, Ceraceosorales, Ceraceosoraceae.